UCACCUGACCCUGCCGGACUUCCUCCGUCCUCGGUGCACCCCACCCAGAAUACCAGGCUCGGCUUCUUGUCCGUCAAAGCUGCCAUUCGUCUUCUUCUUCCUCACCCUCAGUGCUCUGCGGAGCUCCAGACCCUUUCUCGUCCUUCACCCCAACCCCUCAAGGUGGUUACGUGAGUGGGUGUGGAUUUUGACUUGUGAGUGGUUUACCAAGUUUGAUCUGGUUUUGCGGAAGCGUUAGUGGAGGAUAGUGGUUAGCUUGCUCUGGGAGUUUUCUCCAUACUGCAGCGCGAACCACUAGCUCUUUCGACCGAAGUGGCGAAUCACAACGAGAAGCUGCCAUGCAGUGGGUUACAGAAUUGGGUAUGGAGGACGUGAGGCAGUUCGACCCGUUGUUUCACCAAAGCAACGCCGAAGCAUACGGUGGUGGAUUGUCUAGUGUAAGCGGGAGUGGCAACAACUAUGCCGCAUGUUUGGAGAGCUUUAAGCAGCAAAAGGAGCGGCAGUCGUUCGCAGAUCUUGAUGGAUUGUAUCAUCAAGAGCGUCCUCAGAAGAUGUUGAAAUCAAACUCUUCGAUGCCCACUCUCAAUGACUUCCACUACCAAGCCAGCCCCAAUUGGAGUAUGUCCAUGGGCCUAUCCUCGGGCCUCGGCGGGAUUUCAUUCGGAUCCCAGCAACCAUUGGCGCAAAACCCGCAUCAGCAGGUGCACCAGAUGAUUCCUCAGCAUCUUGACGCCUAUGCGAUGUCUGUUCAACACCUGCAAGAGGAUUCUGCAGUGCAUCCCAGAACGCCAGGUAGUCAAGUGGACUGCGGAAGCUCACCUGUAUCUGUUGGUACAAAUGGUUGCAAACCUGAUGCUGUCUCCGUGGAGAGUCUUCGAGGUUCAAGUCCUCUAUCCUCCAUAGAGUAUGUCCAACAGGGCAAGCAAAAAUCGUCAGGAUUCUUUGCCUCAAAUGUGAGUGGUUCAAGGCUUACCAUGCCACCCCAACCACCUCCGCCAGUCAAGAGCACAGGUCAUACACAAGACCACAUAAUGGCGGAACGAAAGCGGCGCGAGAAGCUGAGCCAACGCUUCAUUGCUCUUUCUGCUAUUGUCCCUGGCUUGAAGAAGAUGGAUAAAGCGUCCGUGUUGGGAGAUGCAAUUAAAUAUGUGAAGACACUGGAAGAGAAGCUGAAAGCAUUGGAGGAAAGGCUCCCGAAGAAAAGAAUGCGGUCACUAUCGGUUAAGAAUAUGCCGCCUGUACCACCUUCGUCCUCUAACUCACAGGGUUGCUCCAAGCUGGCUCCUGCUGUGAAGCAGCAGCUAGGCGAAGAAGUUGUUGAUGAAGAUGAUGGCUCUCAACCCGAGAUUGAGGCUAGGAAGAUCGACAAGAAUGUGCUCAUUCGGAUGCAUUGCGAGAAGAGGAAGAGUUUAUUAGUAAAGUCUCUUGCCGAACUCGAGAAAAUGAAGCUGGUCAUUUUGAAUGCCAAUAUUCUCUCGUUUUCUGCAACGACGGUGGAUCUCACUUGCUGUGCUCAUAUGACUGAUGGGUGUGAUAUCAACACCGACGAGAUCGUUAGAACUUUGCAAGACUUGUAUUAUACACUGGAGGACUGACAGAGCAUGUUCGAGUAAGGACCUUAACAUAAGCAUGGAGUUCGCGUGCACGACAAAAUUUCCAAACGAUAGCUGUCUACGUCUCCUGUCAAGAUUGUUUUUAAGAGUUUCACUUAACAGCAGAGCAAUCAGCGAGCUCCCUUUAUCCCUUCAGGUGGAAGUUAGACAUGGCCAUUGUAGCCAAUCCACAUCUUCAACCCAUCCAAAAUUUUCGGCACAGUUCUGGUGUUUUUUAUUCAGAUUUUCUCUGGUUUCUGUGCUUGUCAGCAUUGAAGAGAAUGCGGCUACCUGGGUGUACACCUAGGUUUUUAAGUUUCCCCUUUUGUCCGCUAGUCGCGACACAGCUGCUUUUUGAAGAGAAAUCGACCCCACAUCUGCUUUGAAUAGUCAACACCAGCAGGUUAUUUCCCUCAUAUGGGUCUUCUUCAGCUGUGCCCAAUAUUCUGUUCUGAGAACCCCGAUCCUUUUUUCGUGAUAAGCCAUUACGUAAUAGUUUGAUGAGGCCUAUCAUGGUCAUGGUCAUUUUUUGCAAAAGCCAUUGCCCAUCACGGUUGGUUUUUGUUUCAGAACAGAGUGGUUGGCACUGCUGUAGUUACACAUACUAAAGACGACCUUUUGGAGGGUUUGGAUGGCUACCUUAGCUGUUAUUAUUUUUUUUCUUCUUAUUUCUUUCUUUCUUUUUCACAUCCGUAUAAAUGAGGGUUAGGGUCAAGCUCGCCGAUGUGCCAGCUUGUUCUUUUGUGAUGUGCAUGUAUGAAAUAAAAAGUUGAACAUAUAAUAUUUUCUUUUCUUUUCCA
Messenger RNA from Physcomitrium patens, 2392 nucleotides. RefSeq lists its product as uncharacterized. Gene Ontology annotation, molecular function: protein dimerization activity. Lineage: Eukaryota; Viridiplantae; Streptophyta; Bryopsida; Funariales; Funariaceae. The record is from RefSeq and is a predicted model, not a curated record.